CUGAAAUUGCUCGGCCUGCGCGGCAUAUCAUCACCUCUCUGUCUCUGUCUCGUUAGAGGACAGCAACAGCAAUGGUUGCGUUCUCCAUUCACACGCCCGUCCUCUGCAGCGCGGCUUUGCUGCUGCUGCACCUGUACCCGUGCGCCGGGCUCAGCCUGGACACUGUGAGGGACUUCCUGACGCGGGAGGAGGACACCAUUGUCUUCAGCCUCAUCGAGAGGGCCAGAUACCCGCUCAACCGGCCGGCCUACGACCCCGUCUACCUCGGCGCCGGCGCCGGCGCCGGCCGCCGCCUCAACGCCUCUUUCGCUGAGCUCUUCGUCCACGAGUCCGAGGCCGUCCAAUCCAAGGCAGGAAGGUACCGGAGCCUAGAAGAGAUUCCAUUCUUCGCUUACAGAGUUCCUUUCACACUGGCACCUCCAUAUAACUUCACAAGCGAGCUGUACCCCGCGGCCGCAUUCGUUAACGUGAAUGACGCCAUAUGGAGUGCAUACUUCAACGAUCUGCUCCCUGUGUUGGCCAAGAAUGGCGAUGACGGCAACUAUGCUGUAACUGUUGAUUCAGAUCUUUCAUGCCUGCAGGCGCUCUCGAGAAGGAUCAAUUAUGGCAGGUUUGUGGCAGAAGUGAAGUUCAGAGGCGACCAGCAGAGUUACAUCAGUUUAAUUCAGUCCAAGGACAGAGAUGCUCUGAUGAAACUAUUGACCUCUGAAGCCCAAGAAGAUGCAGUGAAGAGAAGGGUAGAGAAGAAGGCCAUGGUGUUUGGGCAAAGUAUAACAUUAGAUGGACCAACUGAAACUAGUGUCAACAACAGCAGUCAGGCCAACUUCAAGGUUGAUCCUUCGAUUGUUUACAAACUGUAUGACCAAUGGGUGAUUCCGUUAACUAAACAAGUGGAGGUCGAGUACCUUCUCCACCGUCUUGAUUGAAUCAAGUGUGCAUCCAGCUAACCUAUUUGCACACAAUUGUAAUCGAUUGUUAUUACACCAGAAGCAUGCGGCAAUAAGAAACAUGCAGCAAGUCCGCAGAAUUGUACACCACGUGAUUUGUUCAACUUUUUACUAUUAUUUAUAACAUAUAUUGAUUUGCAUCA
Phragmites australis (common reed) is the source of this 1090-nucleotide messenger RNA. Its product is annotated as chorismate mutase 2, cytosolic-like. The coding region runs from base 72 to 926 and encodes 284 amino acids. The transcript is spliced from 5 exons. The record is from RefSeq and is a predicted model, not a curated record. NCBI's taxonomy places the organism in Eukaryota, Viridiplantae, Streptophyta, Magnoliopsida, Poales, Poaceae. Gene Ontology annotation, molecular function: chorismate mutase activity. Gene Ontology annotation, biological process: aromatic amino acid biosynthetic process; chorismate metabolic process. Gene Ontology annotation, cellular component: cytoplasm.